Molecule: messenger RNA, 1613 nt
Organism: Piliocolobus tephrosceles (Ugandan red Colobus)
Lineage: Eukaryota; Metazoa; Chordata; Mammalia; Primates; Cercopithecidae
Gene: CDK2AP2
Product: cyclin dependent kinase 2 associated protein 2
Exons: 4
Coding region: 948-1163 (71 amino acids)
Biological process (GO): negative regulation of G1/S transition of mitotic cell cycle; regulation of microtubule cytoskeleton organization
Cellular component (GO): nucleus; cytoplasm; microtubule
Source: RefSeq, a predicted model, not a curated record
AACCGGUGAAAGGUGACGUAAAAGCGCACGGGGUGGGGCGCGGGGCUCGGGACGUCAAAGCCCUGCGUCCUUCGGCCCCCGGAGCGGAGAAGCGCGCACGACAGCGGUGACAGCGGCCACGGCAGCGGCGACAGCAACCCCUGCUGGGCCGAAACUGGGCAGAGCGGAGCAGACGUCUGAAGCAGCGCGAGUGAGGCGCGAGGGUAGCGCCCGCGCCAGGGAAGACCCCCUCGGCGCGAACCGGCGGCCCAGCCCCGGGUCCGGGCUCCCGAGGCCCCGCCUCUAGGGCCUGGGGACUAAUCGGAUUGAAAGCGCGCCGGCCCGGGCCGCGAACUCGCCAAUUGCGGAGGGCGGUGGCCACCGCCCAAUCCGGAGCAGACAGGUGCGAGGUCCGGAAGGCGGAGGCCAAUCGGCGGCGGUUGCGACCUGCUGGGGCAGGUCUCGGCCAAUAAGGAGGCUCGAGUGACAUCUUCGCCCACCAAUCGGGAGUGAGGGAGCAUUCGUGCCCGCUCGCCCUUCCGGCCAGACCUCUAUUUACCAGGGGCGUGCAGCCCGCUUGCCAAUCAGAGCGCCGCUGAGCGGCCCGGCAGCCAACCCCCGAGGAGCGGCCGGCUGGCGUCCGCCGCGCCCAGGAGUUGGGGAUGUCCUACAAACCCAUCGCCCCUGCCCCCAGCAGCACCCCUGGCUCCAGCACCCCUGGGCCGGGCACCCCGGUCCCUACAGGUGAGGAUCCAGCUCCACCCCUGCUCACCUGCCGGGCGGUCGAGGUCUCGAAGAGAAGACGGCCUGAGUUCUGCAAUACUGGGCUUGCCGCCUACCCUCGCUGAGCCUCAGUUUGCUGGCCUGUGAAGUGGGCGUGGUCACGAAGCGUCCCGUCGCCUUCGGGCUCAGUGCCAGGAGCCGCCGCUCCUUUUAGACCGCUGUUUAACGACUUUGGACCGCCUUCCAUGGGCUACGUGCAGGCGAUGAAGCCACCUGGCGCCCAGGGCUCCCAGAGCACCUACACGGACCUGCUGUCAGUCAUAGAGGAGAUGGGCAAAGAGAUCCGGCCCACCUAUGCUGGCAGCAAGAGCGCCAUGGAGCGCCUGAAGAGAGGUAUCAUCCAUGCCCGGGCCCUAGUCAGAGAGUGCCUGGCAGAGACAGAGCGGAACGCCCGCACGUAACAGGAAGCACCUCGGCCUCAGCGUCUGGACCUUUCCCGGCCACUGCAGAGCACCCGCUUCUCCCUGGCCUUCAUCCCGAGUUGCACUAACCAUCCUGGGCUUCCUGUCCUGUGUCCCUUGGUGGGUCCCCUCCAGGAACCAAGGAGCGGCUCUCCAGGUGGCAGCACUAAGGACAUCCCCCCACAACAAGAGUUAGCAGCGAGGUCCCCAUGAGUCCCACCCAUGACCUGCCAACAGUGUUGCCCACCGGAACUUUCUGUGGUCCCCACCGCUCAGCCCUUCCCAGCCCUUCUCCCACUUUGUCCCGAGCCUCCUUCUCCCCCAGCAGGGGCUCAGGCCUGGCACCUCACUGCCUUGUGUCCUGAGCCAUAGUGACUCUUUUAUCUGUGUGUCUUUUGCUAAAUAUGUCCUUUUUAUAUUAAUAAAAGAUGAUUUGGAGUUGUGUUCUCA